UGUUUGGCUCUGCCCGAGCCCCGGGGACCGGCCUGGCUCCGGGGGACGGUUUGGCUCUGCCAAAGGACGCCGUCGUUGCUCUGCUGGUGCGGCUCGGGAGCGGCCCUGCGGAUCUGCGGAGGAGAAAGGGACCUUCUGACCCUGUUCUGGCUACCAAAAGCGUUGGUGGAGAGACCCUAGGGUCCCACUUUUCUACGUGCCUUUUUGAAUAUCUCUGUUGUAAAGAUGUCUCACAACCACCACAUGAACAGCUCCAUGAUGCCAGCCACGCAUCCUCCUGAGCAUCACCACUCAGCGGCAGUCCCAGGACAUGGUCAUGGAUCUGACAUGAUGAUGAUGGCAAUGACUUUCCAGUUCACCUAUGAGAAUGUGCCAUUGCUGUUUUCUGGCCUUACAAUCAACACUCCUGGAGAAAUGGCUGGUGCUUUUGUGGCCGUCUUCUUCCUGGCCAUGUUUUAUGAAGGCCUUAAGAUCGCUCGAGAGUGUCUGCUCCGUAAAUCCCAAGUCAGCAUUCGCUACAACUCCAUGCCAGUGCCAGGUCCCAAUGGCACUAUCUUGAUGGAGACGCACAAAACCGUUGGACAGCAGAUGCUGAGCUUCUCUCACCUCCUGCAGACUGUACUGCACAUCAUUCAAGUCGUGGUCAGUUACUUCCUCAUGCUGAUCUUCAUGACGUACAACGGAUACCUCUGCAUAGCUGUGGCGGCAGGGGCAGGGAUGGGCUAUUUCUUCUUCAGCUGGAAAAAAGCAGUUGUUGUGGAUAUCACGGAGCACUGCCAUUAACACUGGAUGCUGCCCAGAAGCCUCUCCACCCCACUGUUCUCUUGAAGUGCAGCCAUUACGAGGACUGAAUCAUUCCUAAGCUGAAAGAGAAACUAUACAGAGAAAAUCAACUGUGGUUCACCACAAGUUCCUAGCUGGGGUGCAGGGACACGAGGAGCUGGGGUAUGCUUGCUCCCCCUUGCUGCAGGCUGGCAGCAGGGUUGACUCUUGAGGGUCCUGCGGUAGCCAUUCUUGGCUAGGAUUUGCUUUAUUCUUAGAUUAUGCUGUGAUUGAAAUUAGUUGGUUGACAGAAAUGUAGAAAUUAUUUCUUAAAAAAGAAAACAAAGCAUCUUAUUUUUAAAUUUAAAAGCUCAUCUAUGAGGGUUUUAUGAACUGUAGGUGAAGAUCAAAGUUGCCAAUGGAGCUCACAUUUGCAAAUGGCUAUUUUAAUUUUACUUUUCUUCAAUACAUACAUAAUGCCAGGGGAGGAGAGCUCCCUGGCAUUGUGGCGAUUGGGGCCAAUGACACUUUCUGUUGCAGAAGGACUCAGCCUCUGAGGAAGACUUGGAGCUGCACAUCAGACACACUCAGGUGUGCCCUGGCAAGGCAGUAUUUUGACACAAGCAUGUGACUCAUGCGUCAGGGACGUCUAGAUGAGUCUGUCCUCCAAGCCCACCAGAGUAUGAUGAGUGUUAUUAAUCUUAGGAUGUAUCCUGCAGCUUUACUCAGCUUCAAGUGAUAACAUUUGGGUUUGGCUGCUUUCACUUCCCAAUCAUGAAAACAUACAGAGUAGACACAGGGCAAGAAUUAUGUAUUUACAGGGCAAAAAAAGUUUAAAUAAAGCAUUGAACCCCGCAUUUAUUUCAUGUUGAAUUGCACUUGGAUGGAUCUAGAGCUAGACUUUCUGUUUACUAAAACUAAUUUGUAAAGGACGCACGAGCUACAUAAUGAUUUCAUGACACUAAAGGUUAAAUUUUCUGAAGAGGGCAUUCCUUGACUGAGAUGAAGGAAGUAAAACAACUGUGUUCCUGUAAAGGAGAGACUUAGGGAAGGGAAGAAAGAAAAGACAGGACCACAGCAGUCUUCAGUCUCUUCUCAGGUGAAAUUUGGAGCAGCUUGGGCUGAUUUAAAAAGUAUUCCUGGCCCAAAUGAUUCCUCUUUGUCUUAAUAAUCAUGCCGUGACUAUGUUAGCUUGGAGGUGCAAGAGUUAUCAGUGCCAGUGGUGGACAAAUGUUGUAGCACAGUAAAGAACUUCCUGUUCAGUGAUGUGACUGCUACACAUUUCACAGGCAAGACAGGCUGUGACACAGGUAAAACCACCUUACUGCAUGCACGAUGCCCAGAACAUGCUUUGGGUUUUCUAGGGAGCAGUUUUGGUUUAGCGCUGUAGGGAAUGUUGUACAGAGUAUGGUGCAAAGCUGGAGUCUUCAUUCUACUCAGGACGCCCCAUCUGUGCCAGUAACUGGCUGAAAGGGAAGGCGGUGGGAUUUUCAGAAGGGCACUGAAAAACAGGUGCCACUUUCAGGCUGGGACUGAUGUCUGGGAUGUGCCGUGAGAACAGGGAAACCCUUUGAGAUGAAAGUACCUGGGCACAUGCAGUAGCAGUUUUUUCUCCAGAGGUGCUGCUAGUCGCUUUGUUAGCCGUAGCUAUGUAAGGAAGGCUGAUCUGUGAAGAGGAAUUGCGUUUCUUUAGCCUGUAAGCCUUACAGGGUGAGACCUAUCCCUGUGUAUGUGUGUUCUUCACUGUGCUGAUGCUACUACACCAGUACAGAGCCCAUCCUUGCCCUACCACCCUCUUUGAAAGGCAGCGGGAAAUCUGUUACUGCUGCUGCCAGGAUCUUGAACUGCACCAUGAAAGUCAACCGGCCCAGGCUGAUGCCAGGUAUUUAUUUGGAUACGCUGUUUUCUUUGGACAGUGCAAAUAGAGAAUAAAAGGACGUGAGCUAAAAGCGGGCUCAGGUUUCUAAAGAGCUUCUUUCUGUAGCAAACUUGCGCCUGGAUGAAUGAAGCAAAGUUAUAUUCAUAGAAAGAUUCUAGCCACCACCUGAUGAGAGAUGCGGAAAGCUCUGUGCCAGUCUGGUCUUUGAAGGGAGUUAUGUCAGUAGCAAACUGCAGAAGGACAUGCUGAUGCCCUCUCUGCAUUUAUCAUGAAGGUAAAAAGCAUCUGUGCCCUCUAAGCAAUCAUGCCUCUCUGUGAGAGCAGAAAACUGACCCUUCCGAUCCCUGCGUGAGAGCUGUGAGGAAAUUGUAGUGCUUGUCAGAGAACAUUGAAGCAGUUAAGUGCUGGAGAUGGUGGUUUAUGUUUUGGGAGCUUUAUGCUGCAGGGGCUUGAUCCAGGAAGGAGUUCGGAGCUGAUGUUGCCAACAUGGCUCUGAUCGGUUUCUCUUGAAUGAGGUUGAGUUGUUGCCGUUGCAGAGAUGUCUCAUUACAGGGUAUAGACAUGAGUGGUUUGUCUGGUGUCACUAGUUACUUCGUAUACCUCUUGCUGUGUCUUCCUCUGAAAUAGAACCUCUGCUUGGCCUGAUCUUCUUGCUGUCACCUUUUAGCCACCUUUCAUUGUAUUCAGGUGACCAGACUUGAAUUCUCUGAUUGAAGUGGUCAGAGAUGAAUGACUUGGAGAUCAGGCAAUAGCUGUGGCUUUUACAAUAUAAAUUCAGUUCUCAUUAGCUUUUCUGCCUCAUUCUAUGUGUAGCAUCUGUGCCCUUGAAAUUGUGUCAUGUCCCCCAUCCUCCCCACCCCAAGGAUGAGUACCUCUGUCUUCAGAGGCUCAUCUGCCCACGCUCACACAGGAGAGGCCGCACGGCUUUCUCCAGGGUGCAGGGGGAAGCGAGGCUGACCUCGUGGGGGUCACCCGGGGAGCCGGAACCCAGGCGGGAGUCUCCCAGGUGUCUAGCAAGCACCCCAGCUGCCUUCUGGAACCUGUAAGAAUGACGGAGCAUUGGGCAGUACCCGUGUUAGAAAUGGGAGCCCAGGCUGGGCUCUGGGGAGAGGUGCACAAGGGAAGGUCUGCGGGGAAGGUGGUUAAGGGAAAAGAUGGAGGGCUGUGUCCUCUCUUCUUUUGAGCUCACUGAUACAGAGAGGCACAACUGAGGAGGGGAUGUUGACAGUCCGUGUCUCCCAGCCAGCUUUGGCUGUGCUUUCUUUUGAUUCAGUGUUGACAAUCCAGAGAAGCCACCCCCCUCCCUGUGCGCCAGCCUCCCCCUGGCCCACCAGGUGCCACUAGCUGCCAUGUUCUCGGCCCAGGUCGCUGUUUGCUUUGCCAGAGUCCGGGCAAAACCUGGCCUCCCUACUGAUGACUUCAACUGCCUGCUUUUGGUGCAGUCCCAGCCUUUCUACUGGCUGUAUUUAAAGUUCUCCUGAUAACACUAAAUUCGCAUUAAGUAGUGUUUGGAGGGAGGUGAGGACUCUAUUACGAGACUUGAGUCAAUUGAACUUGUAUGUCAGGACAGGUGUAGCAUGCUUGAAAUAUGAUGUCCUGCGUCUGUCUUUGUACCACGAUGUUCAGUCUGCCCCGCUGUGCCUCUGGAUUGUCAUCCUGGAAGACGCACACAAAGUAUCUGGGGUGUGUUCAUCAGCUGGCUUUUGUUGGUUGUCUUCGAGUGCCUUUUCAUUUUGUCUGGACCCAGUCCCACCAAAUCCAGCAGGGUUUCUAGUUUUGUUUACAGUGGACUGUCAUUUUUGUUUUUACCCUUUCUCUUUGUGGAGGUAACUUGUUUAAUGUUACUGUGAAUAUCAGAAUCUCCUGUAUAUAAUUAACCAAUAAAAUAGAUGGCAUUUUA
Molecule: messenger RNA, 4541 nt
Organism: Phalacrocorax carbo (great cormorant)
Lineage: Eukaryota; Metazoa; Chordata; Aves; Suliformes; Phalacrocoracidae
Source: RefSeq, a predicted model, not a curated record